This is a messenger RNA of Linum trigynum, 1470 nucleotides long. NCBI's taxonomy places the organism in Eukaryota, Viridiplantae, Streptophyta, Magnoliopsida, Malpighiales, Linaceae. The record is from the annotation of a GenBank genome assembly.
AUGGGCCUGAAAGUCGAAAUCACCUGUACCGAAUCGAUCAAGCCGUCUUCUCCUACCCCUCACCACCUCCGAACCCACAACCUCACCAUUCUCGAUCAAACCGCACCGCCUUGCUACGUCCCGCUCUGCCUCUUCUACCCCAACACUUCUUCUUCUACGCAACAGCGCUCGCUGCUUACCGAGAGCCUCAAGGGUUCCCUCGCCAAAACCCUCAACGUCUACUACCCGCUCGCGGGCCGGUACAGAGACGCCUUCGCCGUCGACUGCAACGACGCCGGGGCCGAAUUCGUCAACGCCCGCGUCGUCGUCGGCUCCAUGUCCGACGUCGUCCGGCAGGCGCCGGACGACGACGUUUUGGUGCCGCUGCUCCCGUGCCGCCCGCGUGGCCGACACGUGGACUCGGAGGGCGAGCUGGUGCUCCUGGCCGUCCAGGUCAGCUUUUUCGACGGCUGCGGAGGGGUGAGCAUCGGGGUGUGCGUGUGGCACGGGCUCGCCGAUGCCUGCACGCUCGCCUGGUUUCUCGCCACGUGGAGCGGAUUCGGCGGCGAAGGAAACGGCGGAGACGCCGUCGUGCAUGAUUGCACUGCCGUGUUUCCUCCCGCGGACCUUUCCGUACUCGGCGAGUGCAUGGAGAGGCCUCGAGCGGCGGUGGCCAAUACUCCCGGCACGAGAACCAAGAGGUUCGUGUUCGAGGGCGGCAAGAUAGCGGCUCUCAAGAGGGGAAUCGAGGAGAGCAGCUGGCGGCGGCAACAGCGAGUUGCGGAGCCAGGACUUGAAAUCAGUGAAAAGAUACCCUUGCGUCACUUUAAAAUGCAGCAGCCGACGCGCGUGACGGCAGUAGCAGCGGUCAUUUGGGCCGCGCGUAUCAAGAUAGCAAGAGACAACAAGAAGAAGAAGAAGAAGACACGACGCGAUGACGUUCACAUAGCUGCCAUGACGACCAACUUGAGGUCGAGGAUGAACCCGGGUUUCUCGGAGCACGUGAUGGGCAACCUCGUACAGAUCCCGGUCUUCGCGGAGUGGCCGCUAAACGACGAGGCGGUGGAGAAUGCGGCCGAGCACGGCGGCGGUAGCUACUACUACGGGGCUCUGGCCGGGAAGCUGAGGGAGUCGGUGAGGAAUGUGACCGGCGAGAGCGUGAGGAGGGCGGCGGUGGCGGGGAGCGGGCCGUCAUCGUUUUUGGGCGGGUUGAUGAGGCGUUUCGUGGAGGCGCACGACGGAGGGAAUCUGCUGGUGAUAAGCAGUUGGUGUCGUUUCCCGUUCUACGAGGUGGAUUUUGGGCUUGGGAAGCCCGGCUGGAUCUGUACCUUCACCAUGAGUCAUAACCUGGCGGUGCUGAUGGAUGCCAAGGACGGGGAAGGGAUUGAAGCCUGGGUUACGCUGAGCGCCGACGAAAUGUCGGAAUUCGAGAACGAUGAUGGCAUACGUCAAUAUGCCACCUCAUCCUCCAAUGGUGUCAAUGCGAUGUAA